AUGAAGUUCACCACGGCUCUUGUUACGCUCUUCGUCUCGCUCGCUGUGGCUGCUCCAGUUCCUUCCACCAACACAGAAACCAACCAGCCCGAACGCCGCUUCGAAGCCGACAGUCUUCUGUCGGCGCUGGUGAACCCGAAGGCGUUUACCAAGGACAUUGACUUUUCCCUAUUGGGCAUCGAUAAGGACGACUUGCCGAAUGCGCUGUGA
Messenger RNA from Aspergillus affinis, 210 nucleotides. RefSeq lists its product as uncharacterized. Lineage: Eukaryota; Fungi; Ascomycota; Eurotiomycetes; Eurotiales; Aspergillaceae. The record is from RefSeq and is a predicted model, not a curated record. Bases 1 to 210 code for a protein of 69 amino acids. The transcript is spliced from 2 exons.